Messenger RNA from Penaeus monodon (black tiger shrimp), 679 nucleotides. RefSeq lists its product as uncharacterized. Bases 27 to 488 code for a protein of 153 amino acids. The record is from RefSeq and is a predicted model, not a curated record. The transcript has 3 exons. Lineage: Eukaryota; Metazoa; Arthropoda; Malacostraca; Decapoda; Penaeidae.
AGCUAAUCACUGAUCUCUUUCUACAGAUGAAGUUCUUAGUCAUCGCGACAGUGCUGGUGGUCGGGCUCGCAACUUCCUCGGCAAAUCUGCAGGAUGAGAUAGACCCCGCCACCGCUGACGUCAAGUUCAUCGGCAGCUACCUGACUCGGACUCGCUUCAGCACUCUGUGGUCCACGACUCUGAAGACCUGCAUCACGCAGCUGGGGCAGAACGCCAAGUGCCAAGGACGCAGGAAGAGAGAAGCCAAAGUCAUGAACGAGAACCUCUUGGCCGCUGACACCAUGCGUGAGAUCCUCCUGGACUCUUCCCAUGACGAGAAGGUUGUCAAAGUCGAGCUCCCUGAGAAGACCGACGCGGCCAAGCUGUUCAAGGUGGCGGCAAGCUUCACCACUCUGACCACCACAGCCUACACCGAGAACACCGCCACCACCGUGUCCGUCUCCUUCCACUGCAUUGCUCCCAAUGGCAUCAACUAUGAAUUCUGUUAGGCAUGACUGAGCUCUUGAAUGCUGCCCGCUUUACUAUGCAGCAAUGUUCACAGAUAUCUUUGGUUCUAUUUAUUUUUACUCUGAGCUGUUGGUACUGUGAAUCUCAAGAGGCAGCUCUCGUCAAUGUUGCGCAAAAUAUGGUCCUUAAACAAGUAUAGCUGUAAAUAAACAUAUAUUUUUCUCCCUGAAAA